Messenger RNA from Neodiprion fabricii, 4161 nucleotides. It is a transcript of the gene Grp170, whose product is annotated as hypoxia up-regulated protein 1. Gene Ontology annotation, cellular component: endoplasmic reticulum chaperone complex. The transcript has 9 exons. The record is from RefSeq and is a predicted model, not a curated record. Gene Ontology annotation, molecular function: ATP binding; ATP-dependent protein folding chaperone. Lineage: Eukaryota; Metazoa; Arthropoda; Insecta; Hymenoptera; Diprionidae. Gene Ontology annotation, biological process: negative regulation of hypoxia-induced intrinsic apoptotic signaling pathway; cellular response to hypoxia; endoplasmic reticulum unfolded protein response. The coding region runs from base 170 to 3106 and encodes 978 amino acids.
CACAUGGCCCUUGCAGCCGACAGAAGCUUGGAGAAGUAGAGUAAAAGUCCAGUGCGGAGCAAUAUCUGUUUUUAUCCGCAAAUACAAACUGUACAUUAUUUCCAAUGAUCCGUUAGUGCUGUUUGUUGAGAAGGAAGCGUUACACUUCAUUAUUAGAUAAACGUGCAAAAUGAAUCGUAAGAGAAUGCUUGCCGUUUCACUGGCUUUUCUCGCUCUCAGUAUAUUCAUUGACAGUACUCAUGGAGUUGCUGUUAUGAGCAUCGACUUUGGCAGCGAAUGGAUGAAAGUUGCCAUCGUAUCGCCUGGAGUGCCGAUGGAAAUAGCUCUAAACAAAGAAUCUAAAAGGAAAACUCCGGUAACAAUCGCAUUUAGAAAUGGAGAGCGUACCUUUGGAGAAGAUGCGCAGGUUGUCGGUGUACGAUUUCCUAAAAACAGCUAUUCCUACAUCUUGGAUCUUUUGGGCAAAUCGAUCGAUCAUCCAUUGGUUAAAUUAUAUCAAACAAGAUUUCCUUACUAUGAGAUUCUUGCGGAUGAAGAACGUGAAACGAUUAUUUUUAAGCACGAUGAGGAGACAUUUUAUACACCUGAAGAAUUACUCGCUCAAAUCUUGUACAAAGGAAAAGAGUUUGCUGAAACAUCUGCCGGUCAAAAAAUAAAUGAGGCUGUAAUUACAGUGCCUGGAUUUUUCAAUCAGGCUGAAAGAAAGGCACUGCUUCAAGCAGCCGAUAUUGCUGGAUUAAAGGUUUUACAGCUUAUAAAUGAUUAUACAGCUGUAGCUUUGAAUUAUGGAAUCUUUCGAAGAAAAGAAAUCAACGAGACUACUCAGUACAUUAUGUUUUUCGAUAUGGGGGCCAGUAGUACGACAGCAACUGUUGUUGGAUAUCAAAAUGUGAAAACAAAAGAAAAAGGUUACGUUGAAACCAAUCCGCAGGUUAGCAUUCUGGGUGUUGGGUAUGAUCGAACACUUGGAGGCCUUGAGAUGCAAAUUCGUCUCCAGAAUUAUUUGGCCAAGGAGUUUGAUGCCAUGAAAAAGACGCCAAAUUCUGUUUUCGAUAGUCCACGUGCCAUGGCUAAACUUUUCAAAGAAGCUGGACGUGUGAAAAAUGUUUUGAGUGCAAAUGCUGAUCAUUAUGCACAAAUUGAAGGAUUGCUUGAUGAAAAAGAUUUCCGCGUACAAGUCACUCGGGAGAAAUUAGAGGAACUGUGCGCAGAUUUGUUUGAACGUGUUGCAAGGCCAAUCAAGACUGCAUUAGAGACUUCAGCUUUAACUAUGGAUAUUAUCUCUCAAAUCGUUUUGGUGGGAGCUGGUACUCGUGUACCUAAGGUACAAGAAAAAUUGACGGAAUUUGUGAAGCUUGAAUUAUCUAAAAACAUCAAUACUGAUGAGGCUGCAGCCAUGGGUGCUGUAUACAAAGCUGCUGAUCUUAGCCAAGGUUUUAAAGUCAAGAAAUUUAUCACCAAAGAUGCAGUACUAUUCCCCAUUCAAAUUGUCUUCGACAGAACUGUGGACGGGGCAACUAAAAGGGUUCGAAGAAUGCUGUUCAACAGAAUGAAUGCUUAUCCGCAGAAGAAGAUAAUUACUUUUAAUAAACAUACCGAUGACUUUGAAUUCAGCGUGAAUUAUGCUGAGUUGGAAUAUUUGCCCGCCGAUGAAAUGGCGGCUGUUGGUAAUACGAAUUUGUCAAUAAUUUCUCUGAGCGGCAUAGCUGAUGCUUUGAGUAAGCAUGCCAAUGAAGGAACUGAAAGCAAAGGAAUCAAGGCGCACUUUGCAAUGGAUGACAGUGGAGUUUUAAAUUUGGCUAAUGUUGAAUUAGUGUUUGAAAAAACAGUUGUUGCAGCUGAGGAAGAAGAGGGUACUUUUUCAAAGCUUGGCUCCACUAUAAGUAAACUGUUUGCAGGAUCAGAUGACAAAGAACCAGCCGAAAAGGUUGAAGAACCAUCAAAAGAAGAUAUUAAACCAGUUCACGAAGACCCAGAUCAACUUGGUGUACAAAAAGAAGCAGAUGCAAAGCCACAGAAUCAAAAUGAGACUCAAACAACUGAAAAUAAACCGAGUAAUAAAACUGAGAAGAUAGAAAAGGAAAAAAAACCCAGCCUAGUUACCCUCAAAGAGCCAAUCCCGUCCACUGAAGUUAGGCUAGGACCAAAGACUCUAGAGGGACCAAAGCUCGCAGAAUCAACGAAAAAAAUUGAGGCUCUAAAUCACCAUGAUUUAGAAAGAACUAGACGCGAAAGAGCUCUGAACAGUCUCGAGGCAUUUGUUAUUGAUGCACAACAGAAAUUGCAAUUGCCAGAAUAUUCCGAAGCUACAAUACCUGAGGAAUCUGAAAAGAUUUUAGCCGCUUGUUCGACAAUUUCUGAUUGGCUGUAUGAAGAUGGAUAUGACGCAGAUGCUGACACUUAUGAACAAAAAUUGGCGGAACUGAAAGGAUUGACAAAUGACUUGUAUGCAAGAGUUUUUGAACAUAAAGAGAGGCCAGAAGCUUUGAAGGGAAUGGUUUCCAUGAUUCAUGGCAGUACUACGUUCCUUGAAAAGGUGGCAAACGUGACCUCCAGCAGUGAAAUAUUUACCCAAGUCGAGUUGGAAACUCUUCAAAAAACUAUUAAUGAAACGCAGGAAUGGCAUGAUAAGGUCGUGAAAGAACUAGCGGAUAUACCUUUAUAUGAACCUGUGAAAUAUACAGUUCGCGAUAUUGCAAAUAAAAUGGCAAUUCUGGACAGGGAAGUAAAGUAUUUGGUAAACAAAGCAAAAAUUUGGAGGCCCAAGCCAAAGGAAGAAGAACCAGCAAAGAAUAAAACAACUGAUAAAUCAGACGAGGCUACAGCAGAAGUACCAGACGGUUCUGAAACGGCAGAGGUUCCUGCUACUGCAGACGAAGCACCUGUAAAGACAAAAGAAGAAGAAGAAGACAAAGAUGACGGAGUUGUAGAGGAAGAACAAAAUAGUAAUGUUGAAAGCAAAGGUGAAACAGAUGAUGGCAGCAUUGAAAUUGGUAGUGAAAAACAUUCGCAGAAUGAAACUGGGGAGACAUUACAGUUGCCAGAACCUGAUCCAGUGAAGACUAAGGAUAAACCUAAUCAAGAGGAGCCGCACCAAGAAUUAUAAGUGAAAAAUGUAUUUAAAAAUGUAUGAAUUUUAAGUAACGUUUGAAUGAUGUGUGUGUUAGCGAAUUAUUCAUUAUCUGCACAUUUCAACGAUCAAGUACAUGUGUUAAAAGUCCUGGAGACCCAUGCAGAAGAUUAUUAUUUAAUUCUCUGAUGUAACUUGAAACGCUGAAUUCUAUAUUGAAUUUUCUAUCUCACAUAGAAUAUAUUGAGGCAAGGAAAAAAGUGUGAUAAAUCAGUCUUUACAUAGGAGAUGAUAAUAUUCCGUGCUUCUUUGAAGUAAAAGAAGUUUUGUCCCUUAGAGCAUAACUCCUUUUUUGUCAUUAAUAUUUUACAUCAUCGGUUUGGUAUCAGUUCUUCUCCACUUUCUAAGAAACUGUACAAUUAUUUCAUCAUGUUCUUUUCAAACCAGUCGUAAAAAACAUAAAUUGGUUGAAAGUAUGUAAAGCUUGAGUUACCAGAGAGAUUCUUAGUCUAGAAUUCGUAAAUGCCUGGGGUCAUAUAAAAUCUCAGUUAUUAGGCUUGGUUAAAGAAGAGAUCGAGAAUGAAUCAUGGUAGCAAUUGGAAUGAUGAACAAUUUAAAUACAAUAAAUAUAUGAAAGUUAAUUGAUAUAACUUAAAUUUGUAACUUUUUAAAAUAUCAUCUCGUUUAGAGUAACAAAGAAGGGUGCAGUGCUCUUAUAUUUUUCGAAUAAUAAUCGUUGAACAACGCACAACUUUAGAUUGACAUUGUCUAUCAAAAUUGAAAACGGAAAUAGUCAUUUCUUAAAUAUCAUUCCAGUUACUAUAGAGCACGAGAAAUAUCAUGAAUACAAUGCAAACAAAGUAGUUCCACAUUCAGAAACAUGACAAAACAAAGGAUUAGUAAUUUUUAUGACAAGAUAUCUCAAAUGAGUUAUUUGGUAAUAAUGUAAACUUAUGUAUGUGAUUAUUGAUACUAUCCUAAAAUUUGCAUUACUGGUCAUUCAUGUACUGUAUUUGCAUGUUAACACAAAUACAACCUAGCGUUGUAAACUCCAUUCCAUUAUAAAAUUAUUCAUAAUCUCGACAGUGAAA